This is a messenger RNA of Microthlaspi erraticum, 333 nucleotides long. The record is from the annotation of a GenBank genome assembly. Lineage: Eukaryota; Viridiplantae; Streptophyta; Magnoliopsida; Brassicales; Brassicaceae.
AUGUCCUUUCUUUCAUAUGAUUUGGUAGAGGAGAUACUCUCUAGGGUUCCGGCUACAUCUCUAAAACGAUUAAGAUCUACUUGCAAACAAUGGAACACAUUAUUCAAUGAUCAUCAGUUCAUCAAGAAGCACGUUGAUAAAGCACCAAAGGAGUUUAGGGUUAUCAUGUAUGCGAAUUCUAGGGUUUAUUCAAUGAGUGUCGAUCUCCCGGGGAUGCAAAACAGCAUUGGUCCAUCUAUAGAGAUUAAAGGUGAACUUGGCCUACUUGACGAUAACUUAGAAAUCUUUCACUGCAACGGAUUAUUGCUAUGCACCAAGGAUAAUGAAGAUUGA